GUCUACUCAUUAUUCUCUACUAUCACUACCUCCUUAACGAAAGUAAAAAGCUCAACUAAUCUGACCAUCGGAAACAGAAACGGCUGCUGCUGCAAGUCGAUGCGUGCCAUGGAACAACACAACGGGAUGAACACGGAAGAUCCAAAUGGGUUCCUUGGACCGGAUGGCAUGUCGGACUUGCAACUGGCUCGUGACCAAUGCUUCGAGAUCGGUAUUCUACUUCGCAAUCUGAACAUGGGUAAUGUAUGUGAAGAAGAUGAAGACGAAGACACACUGGAAAUGGACGCAGAUGAGGAAGUAGACCAGCACACAGUGAAGUGGAUGAAAGAACAUGCCGUGGUUAUCUCCUUCGUCCAUCAGGAUGAAGAUCCAAUCCCACUCAACCUCAAAAGACAACUGAUCAGAGUCUAUGAGGCUGCGUGGGUAAAGGACAACAACGGAGCCGCUGUAAUGCAGAGAGGUACUCUGCGAAACGAAGGAGCAAGCAUGAUCUCAUAUGUUCCACCAAAACAGGAAAUUGCAGAAUUCUUGAUUAAAAAAGGAUCAGCAAAGAUCCCACUGGUGGAUGAAGGACUUGUUGUUGUUGCAUCUCCCUCUGCUGAUGUUGCUGAUGCUGGUACUGUGCCAACUGUGCUUGCAGGAGGACUCAGAAUUGAUCUUCACAGCUCGUGUUUUGUUGUGUUUGUGGCUGCAGUUGGUGUGGCGCAUCUCCACAGUUUGGUGGCCUGUGUAACUCCACUUGCUGUUGCUGCUGUCCUAGUGGUUGCUGCUGUUGGUGUUGUUGAAGCAAUGUGCACGAAUGCAAGUGUUGGUGUUGCUGCGAUCUUUGUAUUUGCAUUUGUGCUUCAUGCUCUUGUCGUUGCAGGAGCUGAUGUUGCUGGUGUUGCAUCAGGCAUUGCUGCUGUUGCUGGUCACCUGGCAGAUACUGUUGCUAAAGAUGUUGUUCUUGUUGUUCCUGAUGCUGACCGUGCAUGUGGUGUUGUUGUUGUUGCGGUGUCAGCAUUUGCGUGUCUAACGGGUGCUGGUUAUGCUGCAGUAUCUGCAUGUCCUGGGCCAGUCGUUGCUGCGUUUGCCACUGUGCCUCUUGAGCAUGCUGUGCUUGCUGUGUCUGUUCCCCCACGUAUUGUACCGGUGGUGGUUGUGCCAUUCGGCCUUGCUCAUGCCGCUCCUUAGCCAUCAUCCAUGGCUGCUGUUGCGCCUGCUGUUGUGUUUCACAUUGUUGCAUUAGCGGUU
Messenger RNA from Chara braunii, 1233 nucleotides. Lineage: Eukaryota; Viridiplantae; Streptophyta; Charophyceae; Charales; Characeae. The record is from the annotation of a GenBank genome assembly.